Molecule: messenger RNA, 372 nt
Organism: Loa loa (African eye worm)
Lineage: Eukaryota; Metazoa; Nematoda; Chromadorea; Rhabditida; Onchocercidae
Exons: 2
Source: RefSeq, a predicted model, not a curated record
GGCAGUAUCCAUGCCAACAUUUUGUCAGAUGCGUUAUCAUCGAUCUGCUUACAGUGGACUCAUGGAACGGUAUCAACUGUUCAAUUUACAAACAUGCUUGGAAUGAAAUUUAUCUCUGAUGUAUAUCAGAGAAUGAAGGCUCAUCUGUUAUCACGUCCCCAGCAAAUUGGGCCCUGUCUUGUCAACAACUCUAAAAUGUCAGGGAAUUUAGAUUUGCACAACGGGCAAUCGCGCAGUUCACAAAGUGCGUCAUUGAGGGAAACGGAGGGUGUUGAGGGUACUCGUUGUCUGCAAUGUCAGGGUGAUUGGUUUUUGCGGUCCUUGUUCGGUGCGUAUGUCGCGGAUAAGGUGCAUGCUGCGUUGUGUUUGUAG